Molecule: messenger RNA, 3327 nt
Organism: Quercus robur (English oak)
Lineage: Eukaryota; Viridiplantae; Streptophyta; Magnoliopsida; Fagales; Fagaceae
Product: disease resistance protein RPM1-like
Exons: 2
Coding region: 330-3158 (942 amino acids)
Biological process (GO): defense response to other organism
Molecular function (GO): ADP binding
Source: RefSeq, a predicted model, not a curated record
CUCUUGGCACAUAGUAUAGAAGUAGAACCAAAGACGCAACUUUAUGAUUGAAUAAUUAUAUUAUAUAAGAACUGCAGCUCAACAUUCAUAAAGAAACCUCAUCUCCAAUUAGCCUUAUUUUCCACCAAAGGAAAAAAAAAAAAAAAAAAAUCAGAUAGAAAUUUCAUAUCCAAUUAGCCUUGUUUGAGAAAGAAAAAGCCAGUCUUGAUUUUUGGAGUAAGAACAGGUACUCAAAACUCACAGAAAGACCAUUUCCAUUCAGCCUUGUUUUCAACCAAAGAAAAAGAAAAGAAAAAAGUAAUUCUUGUUUCUUUGGAGUAGCACACACAAUGGCUGAAAUUGUGGUAAAUUUUGUAAUGGACAAGUUGACCACCUUAAUUCAAGAAGAGGUGCACCUGUUGAGGGGAGUGAAGGAAGAAGCUGUGUUGAUCAAAGACAAACUGGAGCACAUCAACGCCUUACUAAUAGCUGCAGAUGAAGUGGAAGACGUGCGGAUUAAGCAACUAAGAGAUGUGGCUUAUGAUAUUGAAGAUGCUCUUGAUGAAUUCAGGCUUCUCACGCAUCAUCCUGACCAUGAAUCCCAUGCUUUUCUUAUAAGAAAACUUUCCACAAUAAAGAAUAUUAUAGCUCGCCAUCAGAUGGCUGCAGAAAUACAACGCAUCAAUUCCAGAAUCCAAAGUAUCUCAGUUGGACACGAGAUAUUCCAGAGCAAAACUUUCGAUGCCAAGAUUUCUGCUAUGACAUGGGAUGACCAGCGACAGAAUGCCCUUCUGAUAGAAGAAGCUGAUCUAGUGGGCAUCGAAAAUCCCAAAAAACAGCUGGUCAGCUGGCUAAUCCAGGAUGAUACUGGACGAGAAGUGGUUUCAGUGGUUGGAAUGGGGGGGCUGGGCAAGACCACUUUGGUAAAGAAAGUCUAUGAUGAUGCACAAGUGAAGCUACAAUUCAAAUACCGUGCUUGGAUAACUGUUUCUCAAUCUUUUAAGAUGGAAGAGCUACUAAAACACAUGCUUCAGCAACUCUACCGGGUGAAGAGGAAACCAGUUCCUCAAGAACUGGACAGCAUGACCAACGAUCAGCUAAAAACAGAAAUCAACAGCUUUUUGCAGCAUAAGACUAAAAGGUACCUGAUUGUAUUAGAUGACUUGUGGGGUAUAGAAGAGUGGGAUGCAGUCAAAUAUGCAUUUCCAAACAGCAAUAGCAGCCGAGUAAUGCUAACAACACGCAAUUAUGACGUAGCCUCUGCCUCUUGCAAGGAGUUCCAUGGUAACGUCUAUUCUUUGAACCCUUUACCUCUUGAAGAGUCUCGGACUUUAUUUUGCAGGAAGACUUUUGGAGAAAACUCUUGCCCCCCUCAUUUCAAGAAUCCCACAGAAAGAAUCCUCCAAAGAUGUGAAGGAUUGCCACUUGCAAUUGUGGCAAUUAGUGGCGUUAUGGCAACCAAGGGCAGCGUAGAUGAAUGGGAUAUGAUUCUACGUAGUCUUGGUGAUGAACUUAAGGAAAAUGCUAGACUCAAUAGUGUGGAAAAGAUAUUAUCACUCAGUUAUAAAGAUUUACCUUACUAUCUCAAGUCUUGUUUUCUGUAUUUUAGCAUCUUUCCUAAAAAUCAUGUCAUUGACCAAAUGAGGCUGAUACGAUUAUGGAUAGCGGAAGGAUUUGUGAGAACAAAAGAUAACAUGACUUUGGAAGAAGUUGCCCAAGGCUACCUCUACGAGCUCUUGAACAGAAGCCUGAUCCAAGUGGCUGGAACAACUAGUGAAGGGAGGAUCAAAACAUGCCGCGUCCAUGACCUGCUACGUGAAAUAAUCAGUUCCAAGGUAAGAGAACAAAAUUUUGUAACAAUAGCUCGGGGACAAAACACAGAGUGGCCUGAAAAAGUUCGUCGUUUGUCAAUACAUAAAACCAUGCCAGACGUACUACAAAGCCAGAGCAUCUCUCAUCUUCGUUCUUUGCACAUAUUUUGGAGGGUAGAUUCACUGUCAUCCCUUUCAUUUCCCCUUGAUCGUUUUAAGCUUCUUAAUGUCUUAGAUUUGCAAGGUGCACCUCUAGAGGUAUUUCCAAAUGAUAUCAUCAAGUUGUUCCUUUUGAAAUAUCUAAGCUUGAGGAGCACAAUGAUAAAAAUAAUUCCACCCGCAAUUGGGAAUCUUCGGUACCUAGAGACAUUGGAUCUUAAACACACAUGCAUCACUGCAUUGCCUGUUGAGAUCUUGAAGCUUCAGAAACUUCGCCACCUACUGGUGUAUCGGUAUGAAAUACAAUCUUAUGCACAAAUAAAUUCCAGAAAUGGCUUCAAGGCCAUGGCACAAAUAGGAUGUCUCCAUUCCUUGCAAAAGCUCUGCCAUAUAGAGGCUGAUCAUGGCAGCAAUGCCUAUGCCAAUGAUAUAUUGAGAGAACUUGGAAAGCUGGAUCAACUGCGGAGGCUAGGCAUUGUAAGGUUCAGAAGAGAACAUGGGAUUGCUCUGUGCACUUCCAUUGAAAUGCUAAAAAGGCUCCGGGCUUUGUCCAUAACUUCGAUAGAAGAGGAGGAGGUCCUCGAUCUUGAAAGCCUAUCUUGCCCUCCACCAUUUCUUCAGCGGCUAUUCUUGUCAGGACGUUUGGAGAAGUUACCGCACUGGAUGUCUUCUCUUCAUAGUCUGGCCAAGAUAUCCUUAAAGUGGAGUCAGUUAAGGGAUGAUCCACUUGAAUUUCUUCAAGAUUUGCCCAAUCUGGUACAUCUUGAAUUUCUACAGGUUUACGAGGGAGAGACGUUGCAUUUUAAUGCUGGUGGAUUUCAGAGGCUUAAGGUUUUAAGCCUUGAUAAAAUGGAUGGACUGAAGAUGGUAAUAGUUGAGAAGGGAGCAAUGUCUUCCCUUGAAAAGUUAAUCCUCCAGCGCUGCAAAUUGUUGCACAGCCUGCCAUCAGGUAUCGAACACCUAAGCAAGCUGAAAUCGCUGGAGUUUUACGACAUGCCUAAUGAGUUAAUCAUGACAUUACGUCCAGACAUCGAUGGCGAUGGCGAUGGUGGGGAUUAUUGGAAGGUUAAACAUGUUCCCGAAAUUAACUCUACCUAUUGGAACGAUGGCGGUUGGGAUGUCUUCUCAUUAUACACAUCAAUAGAGGGAGAGGGUGGUUCAACCUCAGCACCCACAAGAAGCUUUGAACUUCCUCCUUAUUGGAAAUAGUAAUUUCUGCUUGCUGUGCUUCGUUGUUUUCCUUCUUGAAUAAUUGUUAUGUGUCCCAGUGACCUGAGAAUGUAUUAAUAAGUGUUGCUAAUUCAACUUCUUGUUUGCAACGACUAUUGAAGUUGCAAUCACAAUCAAGUUAGUUGUGUGAGAUCAAUCGAUCUCUGUA